AUGGCGCCAAUAAUGUCUCCUCCCAGACUUGACGCCAGAUCGAUCGUCGAGCUCUGGAGACAGUGUCGGGAAACAAUUGCGCGAAAUGAGGAAUAUAUGCAAGAUUACCCCCAUGAGACCUUGAGUGAUUUUGAUAGGACCGAGACUGAUCCUGAUAUGGCCUCGAGUGAUCCUGAUACGACAAUGAGUGAUUGGAUCAUCACUUCCCCUGUCAAUGCGCCUUCUGCAGCUUCAGACUCGGGUUUGGAUAUCCCUGACGAUAUUUCCAUGCAUUUUGUUCAAGAUGUCUCUGAUGCGAAUCAAGAGCGCCUGUCGGACGAUGCCCAGUCAGACUUCUUCGCCACGGGGGAGUACUUCCACGAUCUUUAUCCCCAGCAUCAUGAUCCUACGAAGGAAGGGCUCUUUCGUCUUCGACUUCGCAGGCUGCGUACCCAUGUCUUAAAUUCGCUCAGUUUUCUGAAGGACAGCGCCUCGACCAACUCCGAACCAGUGACUGAAACAAUACUCUCCGAACCAAUUAUCGAGAGCCAGGAAGAUCACGAGAUGGAGGAAGUAAACAUGCCCGGUGGCUCCUUUACUAACUACAAUAUUAAGAUGAUGUUUGUCUCUGGAGAGACAGCCGAACCGUCUCCUGAGACCACUACUUUGAUUGAAGAGAUCACCCGCCAACAAGUGAUCGAGAUUCUUAGCCGCAGCACUGCAUUGGCAACUCGCCGUGGAGUUCGUUCGAUCUCUACCGAUGACCUGAUUUUCCUAAUUCGCCACGAUAAGGCUAAGGUAUCCCGUCUGCGAACCUUCCUCUCCUGGAAGGACGUCCGCAAGAAUGUCAAGGACUCCGACGACAAGGGUGGUGGUGACGCCGCCGACUUUGCUGCCGCCGACGAUGCGGCUGGCGUUGUUGCAGGCCCCCAAGACAUGGCCCCCAAGCCCAAGAACAAGCGCGCCAAGGUUGGACUUGCGUGGGAUGUCAACAGUUUCUACUCAGUUCAGGUCCCGGAGCGUGAAGAUGAAGAGGAUGAAGAAGAAGAGGAACAGAAUUACGCGACUCUCCAGCGUCUUGCCGCGGCCGAUGAACGCACCCGCCACAUGACCCGAGAGGAGUAUGUCUUUUGGUCUGAGUGUCGCCAGGCUUCCUUCACCUACCGCAAGAGCAAGCGUUUCCGCGAGUGGGCAGGCUUCGGCAUCGUGACCGAAUCCAAGCCAAACGACGACAUCGUGGACAUCCUCGGAUUCCUCACUUUCGAGAUCGUCCAGACCCUGACUGAACAGGCGUUGAAAGUCAAGGAGCGCGAAGACAAUGAGAAGCACCGUCGCGGUGGCGCUGAAGCCGGCGAGAACCUCAAGAAGCGCAAGCGUGAGACUGGCCUGUUCGACCCCCCCGAGGAGGGACGCACUCCCAUUGAGCCACGACACGUUCGCGAGGCCUACCGCAAGCUGCAGGCCACUCCCCAGAAGGCGGUCGCUAUGCUGUUGCACAAUGGCCGUGUUCCUGCCCGCCUCCCUCUUGCUUUGAUUUAA
Penicillium robsamsonii is the source of this 1518-nucleotide messenger RNA. RefSeq names its product transcriptional regulator SPT3. Gene Ontology annotation, molecular function: transcription coregulator activity; protein heterodimerization activity. Gene Ontology annotation, cellular component: SAGA complex. Gene Ontology annotation, biological process: transcription by RNA polymerase II. The coding region runs from base 1 to 1518 and encodes 505 amino acids. The transcript is spliced from 3 exons. Lineage: Eukaryota; Fungi; Ascomycota; Eurotiomycetes; Eurotiales; Aspergillaceae. The record is from RefSeq and is a predicted model, not a curated record.